Messenger RNA from Corylus avellana, 1747 nucleotides. RefSeq names its product DUF4378 domain protein. The record is from RefSeq and is a predicted model, not a curated record. NCBI's taxonomy places the organism in Eukaryota, Viridiplantae, Streptophyta, Magnoliopsida, Fagales, Betulaceae.
AGUGACAAAGUCCAAGCAACCAGAAAAUUAAUUAAGAUAAUCUCCAAACUCAUAAAACAGAAGCAUCCACGCUUCUACGUUGCUUUGUCUUUUUCCUCCUAUUAUUUUUUCAUGUCCAGCAGUUCUCUCUGGAGAUCUCCACCUGGAAGCUACCUCUCCCUUUCUUCUUUACCUUCUUCACCCCUUUAAAUUCACAUCUCCCCCUCUCACUCUCACUCUCACUCUCACUCUCAUACUUUCAUGGCCAGCUAGCCAUUUUUUGUUCUGAACUUUCUUAGCCCCCAUAGCCUUUUCUUUAUUCCCUUGAAACCAUGGCUUCAACCAUGGCUAGGCCUAGAAAGCUGAGAGACUUCCUCAAUGACAAUCCAGAUUCAUGCUCUUCAACUGGGUUUAAAUCAUUUCGUUUGAAUUCAAAAGUUGCAUCAACCAGAAUUUCAGCCUUCCAAGCCGUGAUUAACGCCGUCAAGAAACUCCCGUUCACCACCGUCAAAUCCCCCUCUAUUUUCCCAAGAAGCCUGUCGCGGAGACUGUCAAGAAAGCACGGGCCGCCAAGCCAGCCACGUGAAAUCAAAAUUACGGUCAGAGUCAAAGACAUUGUGCGGUGGGCAUCGUUCAGGGACUUGCUGGAGGAGAAAUCUCGGCCCUCGGAUUUCGCUUCUUCCCCUCAUCACUGCACCACCACCACGGGAUCCACCAGUACCACCUGUAGCAGCAAUGGCUCAAGUUGGUGCGAAAGCGACUUUACCUCGGAGUAUUUACCGCCCUCCUGGGGCAGUACUUCUCAGGAGUACGGUGAAACCGAGGUUCAUCUCGGUAAAAAAUAUUUACAAUGUGUCGGUAGGAAUUACGUGGAGGCGGCUUCAGUGGCCCCCGAGGUAGAGACAACAACGUGCGAUGAGAAAGAACAACAAAGCCCAGUUUCGGUGCUUGAUUUUCAAGAUGGAGAUAAUAAGGACCCAUUCUCGUCUUUUACCCGAAGCCUUGCCGGUGUCGAGAGGACAAGACAAAAUCUUAUGCAAAAGAUCCAGCAGUUUGAGAAUCUUGCUAAACUGGAGCCUUUCGACCUGGAGGAAUGGAUGUCACUGGAAGAAAAUACCAGAUUUGAAGAAGAAGAAGAAGAAGAAGAAGAAGAAAAUGAAAUUGAAAAGAAUGUGAGGGAGCUGUUGAAUGAUGUCAAAGCAACAAGUUCAGUUGAUAUUGGCAAGGCCAAGGUGGAAAAACUAUUGUUUGAUUUCUUUAGUGAUGAAUUGAUGAGUAGCAAGAGAUGCCAGAGUAGGAAGGAUGAUGACGAUGAUGAUGAUGAGUUCAAUUGCGAGAUGGUAAGCAUCGCAAAAGCAUGGAUGAAGGGGGAUCAUAAUGGGUUACAUGAAUGGGGGAUAGAGCAUAAGAAGGAGGCUUAUGUUAGUGAAAUGGAUGGGAGAGAGAGGUGGAGCAGCUUUGAGGAGGAGCAAGAGAAGAUAGCUUUGGAAAUUGAGACUCGGGUUUUAGGGUGUCUGAUGGAUGAGGUUCUGGUUGAUCUCUUUUUACACCGUUAAAUGCUGUGAAAUUUAAUCUGAUUCUUUUCCAGCUUUGUUUCUCAGGAAAUUUUAAUUUUGGCUUGUGAGGAGGGGAGAAGAAACUCUUAUGAGGGCAUGACUCAUGCACAUUUUUGUAGGGUGUAUGUAGCAUUAGAUGAUGCUAAACAUUUGUGAAAAAAUAAAUAAAUGAGGAAGAGAAAUUCUUUUCAGCAUGUUAGAAUGGCCAGCAA